GGCGCCUCGGGUCAGAACUGCCGCUGCAUGCGCGAGAGCUCCAGUCCCGAACCAGAACCAGAACCAGAACCAGAGCACCAUGCUGCGAGUGCGAUGCCUGAGAGGAGGGAGCCGCGGAGCUGAAGCCGCUCAUCUGAUCGGCGCUAUGGUGGGUCGCACGGCGUCGGGAUGGGUGUCGCGCGCAUUCCGCAGCACCUCGAGCUCCGCCGCCGCGCUCCCGCUCACCGUGGACGAGCCGUUUACCGAGCCCGCGCCCGAGGAAAGCCCCGUGUGCGCGCACACCGAGUGGGACCCGCUGGAGGAGGUGAUCGUAGGCAGAGCCGAGAACGCCUGCGUCCCCCCGUUCACCGUGGAGGUCAAGGCCAACACCUAUGAGAAAUACUGGCCCUUCUACCAGCAGUUCGGGGGACAGACAUUCCCGAAGGACCACGUGAAGAAAGCAGUUGCUGAAAUCGAGGAAAUGUGCAAUAUUCUGCAGCAUGAGGGAGUUACAGUGAGACGACCGGAACCCAUCGACUGGUCAGUGGAGUAUAAAACCCCGGACUUCACCUCCACCGGCAUGUACGCAGCCAUGCCGAGAGACAUUCUGAUUGUGGUGGGAAACGAGAUCAUUGAGGCCCCGAUGGCCUGGAGGGCCCGGUUCUUUGAGUACCGCGCGUAUCGGCCCCUCAUUAAGGAGUACUUCAGGCGGGGAGCCAAGUGGACCACUGCACCCAAACCCACCAUGAGUGACGAGCUGUACGAUCAGGAUUACCCCAUCCGCACCGUGGAGGACAGACAUAAGCUGGCCGCUCAGGGGAAGUUUGUCACCACAGAGUUCGAGCCGUGUUUCGACGCUGCAGACUUCAUCAGGGCCGGCACUGAUAUCUUUGUACAGAGGAGUCAGGUUACAAACUUCAUGGGCAUCGAGUGGAUGAGACGUCACCUCGCUCCCACCUACAAGAUCCACAUCAUCUCCUUCAAAGACCCCAACCCCAUGCACAUCGACGCCACCUUUAACAUCAUCGGCCCGGGGCUGGUGCUGUCGAACCCGGAUCGGCCCUGCAGGCAGAUCGAGAUGUUCAAGAAGGCCGGCUGGACUGUGGUGACUCCUCCAGCUCCUCUUAUUCCAGACAAUCAUCCGCUGUGGAUGUCGUCCCACACACACACCACCACGACCACAGAAGAAGAGUUUCUACCUCCUCUGAGUCAGGACGCUGUGCUGCUUCACAUCCACAUGGACCGUGUUCCCGACGUUCAGGAGGCGUGUGGCUGA
This is a messenger RNA of Sinocyclocheilus rhinocerous, 1255 nucleotides long. Its product is annotated as glycine amidinotransferase, mitochondrial. The coding region runs from base 80 to 1255 and encodes 391 amino acids. Gene Ontology annotation, cellular component: mitochondrial intermembrane space. Gene Ontology annotation, molecular function: glycine amidinotransferase activity. Gene Ontology annotation, biological process: creatine biosynthetic process. The transcript is spliced from 9 exons. NCBI's taxonomy places the organism in Eukaryota, Metazoa, Chordata, Actinopteri, Cypriniformes, Cyprinidae. The record is from RefSeq and is a predicted model, not a curated record.